This is a messenger RNA of Paraphaeosphaeria sporulosa, 336 nucleotides long. RefSeq lists its product as uncharacterized. The annotation marks the transcript as partial. Gene Ontology annotation, molecular function: protein binding. Gene Ontology annotation, cellular component: nucleus; transcription repressor complex. Gene Ontology annotation, biological process: negative regulation of transcription by RNA polymerase II. NCBI's taxonomy places the organism in Eukaryota, Fungi, Ascomycota, Dothideomycetes, Pleosporales, Didymosphaeriaceae. The transcript has a single exon. The record is from RefSeq and is a predicted model, not a curated record.
CUUUCGCCACUCGUUCAAGAUGCACAGAGAUUCAUUAUGUAUCACAAAGGGGUUAUCGAGGGGCAUCCACUACAGACAUAUGCAUCUGCGUUAUUGUUCAGUCCUACAGGUAGUCUGAUCAGACGAAUAUUUCAGCACGAAGAGCCUAAGCAAAUCACUAUUAAGCCAGCGUUAAGCGACAAUUGGAGUGCGUGCCUGCAGAUCCUCGAGGGCCAUAGCAGUUCUGUCAACUCAGUGGUCUUCUCGCCCGACUUGGCGAGGCUGGCGUCGGUGUCGUACAACAGGACCGUCAAGAUCUGGGAUGCGAGCAGCGGCGCGUGCUUGCAGACCCUCGAU